Messenger RNA from Aspergillus sclerotioniger CBS 115572, 930 nucleotides. It is a transcript of the gene swc5, whose product is annotated as putative Swr1p complex component (Swc5). The transcript is spliced from 2 exons. NCBI's taxonomy places the organism in Eukaryota, Fungi, Ascomycota, Eurotiomycetes, Eurotiales, Aspergillaceae. Bases 1 to 930 code for a protein of 309 amino acids. The record is from RefSeq and is a predicted model, not a curated record.
AUGUCUGAUUCCGAUGACGAGGAGGAGGUGACCGCGGAACCGGUAGCCAAGAAACGGAAGACGGGGGAUAAUAAAAAUGCUCAGGGACCGGAGGAGUUGGAUUCCGGGGACGAGGCGACGAUUCAGAAGGCCAAGGCGAAGAAGGAUAAGAAGAGGAAGGGUGAUGAGGACGAGGAUGAGGAGGGGGGAACGGGGGGGUUUGUGCGGACACGCGCGAUGAAAAUGAGGAUAGGGGAAGAGCGCAAACCGCUUGCGAAGAUCGAUGGCGCUACGGUCGAUGUGGAAGCGUUAUGGGCGAAGAUGAAUGCUUCUGAUUCGGGAAUCGGGGGUUCGUUGUCCCAGGGUGAGAAGAAGGAUGAUGCUACGUCUGCGGAUGGACAGAAGGAUGGAGAGACGCGCGCGGAUAAUAAUGGAACAACGACAUCGGCACAAAAACCCCAGACAAACUACACCGAGGAGAUGAUCAAGAUCAAACGGACAUACAAAUUUGCAGGGGAGAUGAUAACGGAGGAGAAGCUCGUGCCGAAGGAUUCAGCGGAAGCGAAGCUUUUCUUAGCGGGCGAAAAGGAAGCAGAGACCGUCUCUGCUUCCGAUAUGGAUCAUAACAAAGAACCCAUCAAACUGCUGCGUCGACCGCUUCGACGACCCUCUCGAUUCGAUCCGAAUCCGACCGGCGCGAUCAAGAAAAGCUGGGAGAAGAUGCCCGCUACGGAGACAGCCGGACAGGAGAACGCCCGGGGACCGAAGAUCAACACGGUCGAGAAAUCUCGUCUGGAUUGGGCGGCGUAUGUGGAUCAAGCGGGUAUCAAGGACGAGCUCAACCUGCACAGCAAAGCCAAGGAAGGAUUUCUGGGUCGGAUGGAUUUCUUGGAUCGCGUCGGGGCCAAUAUCGAAGAGGAAAGGAGAAAUGCUCGUUUGAAGGGACUUUGA